Messenger RNA from Vigna radiata var. radiata (mung bean), 2335 nucleotides. Its product is annotated as coumaroyl-CoA:anthocyanidin 3-O-glucoside-6''-O-coumaroyltransferase 1. Bases 48 to 1724 code for a protein of 558 amino acids. The record is from RefSeq and is a predicted model, not a curated record. Lineage: Eukaryota; Viridiplantae; Streptophyta; Magnoliopsida; Fabales; Fabaceae. The transcript has 3 exons.
CAGAGACUUAGUCUUUCUUUGUCUCACAAGAAGCUUGGUGUGAGAAAAUGGCUGACGUGAGAGAACUUGAUUCAGUGAAGAUAAUAGAGCAGUGUGAAGUUUCUCCGCCACCAAAUUCUCUUCCUUCAACCAUUCUUCCCCUAACUUUCUUUGAUAUUCCAUGGUUCUUCUGCAACUCCGUCCAACGUAUCUUCUUCUAUGAGUUUCCCCAUCCCACUCAAAACUUCCUCCAAACAACACUUCCUAUUCUCAAACACUCUCUUUCGCUCUCUCUCCAACACUUCUUCCCUUUUGCCUCCAAUCUCAUCGUUCCACCACAACUCCACCUCUCUCACAUCCGUUACCUUCAAGGUGACUCUCUCUCCUUCACCGUUGCAGAGUCCACCGCAGACUUUACUCUCCUCACAUCUCAUUCUCCUCAAGACGUUCGAAACUGGCACCCUCUUAUUCCCACCUUGCCUUCCCCACGUCUUGAGCAGGAUGACAUACGUGUGAUGCCUCUCAUGGCCAUUCAAGUCACGCUUUUUCCAAACUCUGGCUUCAGCAUCUGCCUUACCUUCAACCACAUUGCUGGGGAUGGUAAAUCACUUCAUCAUUUCAUCAAGUUUUGGGCUUCUCUUUGCAAGGCAAGAGGGGACUUCACUUCCGUUGAGACCUCCUUCUCUCUUCCAUCACACCAGAGAGACAAAGUUAAAGACCCAAAGGGGCUUAAGUUCAUUUACUUUCGAGAACUUGGACAUUUUCUGUCGAAAAGAAUGGAGUUCGCAGGGCCUGUGCGAGAUGUUAUCACUAACAGGGUUCGCUUCACUGUCCUACUCAGUCUUGAACAAGUUAGGAAACUAAAGAAAUGGGUCUCUCUUAAAAGUGCCAGCAACUAUUCGGGGUUAUUACACAUAUCAACCUUUGUUGUGGCAUGCUCUUUGAUCUGGGUUUGCAAGAACAGGUCGGAAGAAAAAAAAGCCAGUUUUUCUGAAGAGUGUGAUGAGCUUUGCCACUUAGUGUUUCUAGCAGAUUGUCGUGAGCGUUCUGAAUUUUCAUUAUCUUCAACGUACUUUGGAAAUUGUUUAACCUCUUACAAUGUGGCAAUAAAGAGGAGUGAGUUAGUGGGAGAAGAUGGGAUCGUUGCUGCGGCAAAUGCUAUUGGAAAGGAAAUUACAAAUUUGAAGAGUGAUCCUUUGAGAAAAGCUGAAACGUUUAUCUCAGAUUAUAAAGAGGUCACGAAACCUGGUAAAUCUGUGUUGGUUAUUGCAGGUUCACCAAAAUUGGGUGUGUACAAGACUGAUUUUGGUUGGGGAAAGCCUAAGAAAUGUGCAGCAGCUCAUAUUGAAUCGUCAAGAUCCGUUUCUCUUUCUGAUUGCAGAGACGAAAACGCAGGAAUUGAGAACAGUCUAAAUAUAGAAGAGAUUUCGAGAUUUACAGGAAAACCAUGGAAGUUGUAUACAGAAAACUUCUCCAGCCACAACUUCAUAGGUUUAGCUUUUCCUGUCUCUGGAAGAUUUUCCACAUAUCAAAUUCUCCCUAGUUAUUGGGGAAGUUGGAGAAGAAGAAACCAUUGUGGCAGAGAAAGCCUCUGGCUACAACCCUUUUACCUACAGAGAGAUCAAUCAAUUGCAUUACUAUAUGCUUUUAUUACUUAUAUACAAUCCAGUCUUCCAAACCUCAUCAUCUUCAGCUCCUUCCACAACCAAAUUCUCCACACUCAAAAAUUAAACAUUAUUUCCUAAAGAAAAUCAAGUGAUCCCUAGAAGGAACUUUAGCAAGAUGUUCAUGUUGUGUUUAUUGUUUGAAUAAUUCUUAAGUUGACCAGGUUACUUAAAAUUGAAGUAAUUUGAACUGAUAUACAAAGAUUAAGUGUGUUGCUUAUAUGAAAACUGUUGGUCCGAGAUAAAAGAAAACAAGAGUCCAGAAGUAAAAGAAAACAAGAGUCCAGAAGUAAAAGCAGAGAAGAGAAUAAAGAACAAAACAGAAGAGGCCAGAAGAAAGAUCUGAAAGAAUACUGUCUAUAACCAGAGACAAUUAACACUGUUGCAAAAAAUUAGUCUCUACCAACAAUUUGUUGUAAUAAUAUCAUAUUAUUGCAAAAGAAACGUUUCUGCAACGGUAAUAUUCCAACAGCCAAAUUCUUAAGUGCUGCAACGGCCAAAUUAUUUAUUGUUUUUUUAUUGUUUUUUAUUCAUUUUAUUCUUCCCUAUCUCUAUAAAUAGAGAACUCUUUCCCCAUUUCUAAACACACCAAAGUUCAUUCUUUCUCUUCUUCUCCUAAAAUUAUCCUGGGUAUAAAAUCUUUAUAGAGUUUCUUGCUAGUUUUGUGAUCCUCNAAUAUAAUUCGAGAAGUU